This is a messenger RNA of Trypanosoma brucei brucei TREU927, 162 nucleotides long. RefSeq lists its product as hypothetical. Bases 1 to 162 code for a protein of 53 amino acids. The transcript has a single exon. The record is from RefSeq and is a predicted model, not a curated record. Lineage: Eukaryota; Euglenozoa; Kinetoplastea; Trypanosomatida; Trypanosomatidae.
AUGGAGUGUUUUAGAAACUUGGCGGUUUCAGCUGAAGCAGCUGCGGGCUUAUGGGAGUUGCCCGAUACUUUUUUCUUUUCUUUUCUUUUCUUUUUUUUUUUACGUUACUUUUUGUUUUUGUUGGUGUUUUCAUUUGUUCCUCUGAACAUUUGUAUACUUUGA